AUUCAGCUUCAGACAUACAGGUGCACGUGCACGUGCACGCCCGACAGAGAGAGAGUCAAUAGAGUGAAUUAAAAGGCGUGAACUGGUUCCUCCUGAUGGUCCGACCAGGACUCUGGAUCUGGAUCCAUCAUUCUCUAAGAAAAACAAUUAAAGUUCUGAGAAGAUAUCGGACAGUGAACGCACCACGCCUGAGUCUGAUUAGUUUAUUAGUUAAUCAUCUGACCAAGUCCUUCCUCAGGACCGGGACCAGGACCGGAUGUGGUUCAUGUUCUGCGUCAGAGGAGUGGGUUUCUGAUCGAUCAGUGACCAGGAGUUGGGGGGGGGGUCUCGGUUCUGCUGCCCGCUGUGCCCGGCUGAAGGUCCAGUACCGUAGCUGACCGUGAUGCAGACAGGUGAGCGUCUGAACACUGAAGGCCCGGGCACAGGAGGAGCGCGCAUGCGUGAGAGGUGUCUCCGUCGCGCUCAGAGGAUGUUUGGCGCGCUGCCUGCGUGCUCCUGCAGUGUGUGCGUGCUGGCGCAAAGCGCGGCCUUCCGCUCGGUGCUCGUCCUCAUCAACAACAACAACAACCGGACAAAGUGUUUCCCGGCUCCCGGUGCGCUGACACACCCAGAGGGACGCGCUCGCCCCGGGCCUCUGUGACGAUGGCAGAGACUGUGAAGUACGUGGAUGAUGAACAUAAGAGCAUCUUCCUGAAGCUGCUGAACGAGCAGCGACUGGAGGGCGAACACUGCGACAUCGCCGUGGUCGUCGAAGACGUCAAGUUCCGUGCUCACCGCUGUGUCCUCGCUGCCUGCUCCAACUACUUCAAAAAACUGUUUAAGAAACAUGAGGUGGACAACUCGUCUGUGAUCGAGAUUGACUUCAUCCGCUCCGACAUCUUCGAGGAGGUGUUGAACUACAUGUACACGGCGAAGAUCUCCGUCAAGAAGAGAGACGUCAACCUCAUGAUGUCGUCAGGACAGAUCCUCGGCAUCCGCUUCCUCGACAAACUGUGCUCCCAGAAACGAGACGUGUCAUCAGAGGACAAAGAGAAGUUUCCCUAUGACAUCGUAAAGAUGGCGCUGCCUCCUGAGGCUCAACUGGCUGCUGAGUCUGAGGUGCUCGGGGAACACGAUGACACGCCCACCACUGAUGACCUCGUUGAGGCGUCGGCCAACCAGGAGCUAGAUAAAUCUCCCAGUGCAGCUCUGCGUGUCCAGGAAGCCAUCCUGAAGGAACUGACCAAUGAGGACGUACACAAGGUGACCUGUUAUGACCAGGAUGUAGUGACAGAGAUGGAGGCGGAACCUAAAGAGCUGGGGGCGGAGCAUCACGCCACCCAGACGCUGACAUUCGCCGACAGUAUGGGGGAGGUGAAGGACGAGCAGCCGCCUGGUUGGUCGACUGCCACGACCGACAUGAAGUUUGAAUACCUGCUGUACGGACACCGGGAACAGCUCGCCUGCCAGGUGUGUGGGAAGACCUUCCUGGACGAGAGCAGGCUCAGGAAACAUGAGAAGCUUCAUUCAGCAGAGCGUCCGUUUGCCUGUGAGAUCUGCACCAAAGCUUUCACCACACAUGCUCACCUGAAAGAACACCUGAAGAUCCACACGGGUUUCAAACCGUACAGGUGUGAUGUUUGUGGAAAAUCAUUUAUUCGAGCUCCAGACCUGAAAAAACAUGAACGAGUUCACAGCAACGAGAGACCGUUCGCUUGCCAGAUGUGUGAGAAGGCGUUUAAACACAAGUCCCACCUGAAGGAUCAUGAAAGGAGACACAGAGGAGAGAAACCAUUUGUCUGUCCGUCCUGCACCAAGGCCUUCGCCAAGGCGUCAGAUCUGAAGCGUCAUGAGAACAACAUGCACAGUGAGAGGAAACAGCUGAAUCCACUGCAGAGCGACACCGAGACGCUGCAGGCCGCCGCCAUGGCAGCAGAGGAGCAACAUCUGGACAACAUCAGCUGCUCCUAACAUCUGGACAUCAGCAGCUGCUCCUAACAUCUGGACAUCAGCAGCUGCUCCUAACAUCUGGACAUCAGCAGCUGCUCCUAACAUCUGGACGACAUCAGCAGCUGCUCCUAACAUCUGGACGACAGCAGCUGCUCCUAACAUCUGGACGACAUCAGCAGCUGCUCCUAACAUCUGGACGCAGCAGCUGCUCCUAACAUCUGGACGACAUCAGCAGCUGCUCCUAACAUCUGGACGACAACAGCUGCUCCUAACAUCUGGACGACAUCAGCAGCUGCUCCUAACAUCUGGACGACAACAGCUGCUCCUAACAUCUGGACGACAGCAGCUGCUCCUAACAUCUGGACGACAGCAGCUGCUCCUAACAUCUGGACGACAUCAGCAGCUGCUCCUAACAUCUGGACGACAUCAGCAGCUGCUCCUAACAUCUGGACGACAUCAGCUGCUCCUGAUCAUCACUGUAUUAAUCAGAAUAUUUUCUCUGUAUCUGUUGAUUUCUUUUUGACUCAGACUUUCAUCAACGUUCUGUUUGUGUUGACGUUGUUUUUUCUGCGUCAGUGAACAUGAACUGACUUCAGCUGAUGACCUCAGAGAUCAUGUAACGAACAGGUGAAACAUGGCUGACUGUCUGCAACCUCCUCAUGCUCCUCUGGCUUUGUGUAUUUUUUUGUAAAUGUACAGGAUUUGUUUCGUUAGUGUUGUUGUUGAUGAACCUGUGGCUCUGUUCAGUUUAAUGAGCCGAGCUGCUGAGUUUUAUUUUACCAGACUACAGGAGCCCAGAGUGGACACAUGAACUCGCAGGGCUCUGCUUACAUGGUGCCGCUCUCACAGUCAAAAUAAACCGUUUUAAUUCUGUUCA
This is a messenger RNA of Lates calcarifer (barramundi perch), 2806 nucleotides long. RefSeq names its product zinc finger and BTB domain containing 14 (gene zbtb14). Gene Ontology annotation, molecular function: RNA polymerase II cis-regulatory region sequence-specific DNA binding; DNA-binding transcription factor activity, RNA polymerase II-specific; protein binding. The record is from RefSeq and is a predicted model, not a curated record. The transcript has 10 exons. Lineage: Eukaryota; Metazoa; Chordata; Actinopteri; Centropomidae. Gene Ontology annotation, biological process: regulation of transcription by RNA polymerase II. Gene Ontology annotation, cellular component: nucleus. Bases 643 to 1950 code for a protein of 435 amino acids.